CAAAUCUAUUACAGUCGUAAACAUUGUAAGGUACUCACAGGUACCAGAAGAAAUUAGGAUAUUUUUUUAAGAUACGAGAUAUGGAUAAACCAAAAGGUUUCCAAUUUGCAAUAGACAGAGGAGGCACAUUUACAGAUGUGUUUGCUCGUUGUCCAAACGGCAAAGUGCGUGUCAUGAAACUACUCUCGGUAGACCCACAAAACUAUGAUGAUGCACCAAGGGAAGCUAUAAGACGGAUCCUACAGGAGGAAACUGGAAAUGCUUUGGAUAAAGAUGGUAAAGUAAACUCAUCACUAAUAGAGUCUAUUAGAAUGGGCACCACAGUGGCGACAAAUGCGCUAUUAGAGAGGAAGGGCGCUAAGAUGGCACUCGUUAUUAAUAAAGGCUUCAAAGAUCUCUUGUACAUCGGUAAUCAGGCCAGGCCUCAUAUAUUUCAUUUGAAUAUAAAACGUCCCAGUGUGCUUUACACAGAAGUUGUAGAAGUGGACUGUCGCGUGAUACCAGCUUUAGAAGAUCGUUGUCAAAUCGACAAAUCAAAACUAAACUGGAAAGAGGUUUAUGGCACUACGGGCCAGAAAAUGUUAGUUAUGAAAGAUGUGGAUGAGGAAGCGGUACGGAAAGAUUUAACAGCCCUAAGAGAGAAAGGGAUAGAUAGCAUUGCGGUUGUUCUUGCUCAUAGUUAUACGUAUCGUGAACAUGAAUUGAAAAUCGGUAAAAUUGCUCAACAACUUGGUUUCAACCAAGUAUCCCUGUCACAUUCUGUCACUUCCAUGGUGAGGAUGGCUCCUCGAGGGUACACGGCGUGCGCUGAUGGAUAUCUUACUCCCCAUAUAAGAGAAUAUGUGAAGGGCUUCGCUAGUGGCUUCACGGACGGCUUGAAAAAUUCCAAUGUGCUUUUCAUGCAAUCUGAUGGUGGUUUGACGCCAAUGAGUAUGUUUAAUGGGUCACGUGCUGUAUUAUCUGGUCCUGCGGGUGGAGUGGUGGGCUAUGCACUAACAUCAUACCAGAAGGAGACUAAUUUGCCUGUCAUUGGUUUCGAUAUGGGUGGGACGUCUACAGAUGUUUCUAGAUAUGCUGGAGCCCUUGAACAUGUCCAUGAAGCGACCACCGCCGGAGUGACCAUACAGGCACCGCAGUUAGAUAUUAACACAGUAGCAGCAGGCGGUGGUUCCAUGCUUAUGUUCCGAUCCGGGCUCUUCGUAGCUGGACCGGAAUCAGCGGGCGCAGAGCCGGGACCGGCCUGCUAUAGGAAGGGAGGUCCACUGACAGUUACUGACGCUAAUUUAUUGUUAGGUCGUCUUCUACCGGAAUAUUUUCCAAAAAUAUUCGGUCCGAAUGAAAACGAACCACUGGACAGAGAUGCAACGGUUUCCGCUUUUAGGAAGUUAACUGACGAGAUAAAUAGUUACCUCAAACAAGAUGGCGGAAAGGCGAUGACUAUGGAAGAGGUCGCAAUGGGAUUUAUCGACGUUGCCAAUGAAGCUAUGUGCCGUCCCAUUAGGGCGCUGACGACGGCCCGCGGGUACGACGCGCGCGCGCACGCGCUGGCGAGCUUCGGCGGCGCGGGCGCGCAGCACGCGUGCGCCGUCGCGCGCCGCCUCGCCGUGCCCGAGGUGCUCGUGCACAAGUACGCAGGUAUCCUUUCGGCAUACGGCAUGGCUCUAGCCGAUGUGGUCGAGGAAGCGCAGGAGCCCAGCGCCUUGGUGUACUGCUCCAACAACUUCGAAAAACUCGACAUGCAGCUGGACAAGCUGGCUGCGGUCUGCAAAGACAAGCUAAGAGCUCAGGGUUUUACAGACUCUCAAAUAGUAGUUGAGCCGUAUCUUCAUCUACGUUACUCGGGCACUGAUUGCGCACUAAUGGUGUCUCCAUCCCGUGAAGACCCCCACAGCACACGACAUGGCGACUUUUACACGGCAUUCAUCGAAAGGUAUAAGAACGAAUUCGGCUUCACGCUCUCGGCCCGUGACGUGCUCGUGGACGACGUGCGCGUGCGCGCCGCGGGGCGGAGCGCUGUCGCCGCAGACGCGGCGCCGCCUAGCGGGAGAGGCACUGACCCGAGCGUGGAAAAGAUAGUAAAAGUCUACUUCGAAGGUGGCUAUCAAGAUACAGCUAUUUACUUGCUGGAAAAAUUGAAGCCCGAACAAAAGAUACCCGGCCCUGCUAUAAUCAUGGAUAGUUUGUCCACCAUACUUAUAGAACCUGGUAGCUGUGCUGAAAUAACUAAAUACGGCGAUAUCCGAAUCAUAAUAGGCGCAGGUCAGACUAAAGUGGUCACUUCUGAUCUGGACACAGUUCAGCUGAGUAUAUUCUCGCAUAGAUUUAUGUCUAUUGCGGAACAGAUGGGCAGAGUCCUCCAGAGAACGUCAAUAUCCGUGAACAUUAAGGAAAGGUUGGAUUUCUCGUGCGCACUGUUCGGCCCGGAUGGCGGGCUCGUCUCCAACGCACCGCACAUCCCCGUGCACUUGGGCGCAAUGCAAGAGACUGUACAAUAUCAAAUGAAAGUCCGGGGUGACUCCAUUAAGCCUGGGGACGUGUUACUGGCCAACCAUCCCAAAGCAGGAGGCUCUCAUCUACCAGAUUUGACCGUAAUUACUCCAGUAUUCCAUAAGCGCGGCGGGCGGCCGAUCUUCUUCGUGGCGUCGCGCGGGCACCACGCCGACGUGGGCGGGCUGACGCCGGGCUCCAUGCCGCCGCACUCGGUGCGCCUCAAGCAGGAGGGCGCCGCCUUCCGCUCGCUGCUGCUCGUCGAGCGCGGCCGGUUCAACGAGGACCAGCUCGUCGCAGAGCUAAUGAAACCGGGCAAGGAGCCAGGCUGUUCCGGUACUAGGAACUUGGCUGAUAAUUUGUCAGACUUAAAAGCCCAAGUGGCUGCUAAUCAAAGGGGUAUUCAACUAGUAUCGGAACUGAUAGAGGAAUACACCUUGGACGUUGUGCAAGCGUACAUGACGCACAUACAGAAGAACGCGGAACUUGCUGUCAGGGAUAUGUUAAAGGAAAUAGCUAAAAAUGCGGUCGCUAAGACCGGGUCGGCCGUUCUCAAGGCCACAGAGUACAUGGACAACGGCACCCCUAUCGUCCUCACCGUGACUCUAGACAAGGACCUCGGCAGUGCGGUGUGCGAUUUCACUGGCACAGGAGUAGAGGUUUGGGGUAACUUGAACGCCCCGCGCGCGAUCACCCUCUCGGCGUUGAUCUACUGUCUCCGGUGCAUGGUGGGACACGACGUGCCGUUGAAUCAGGGCUGCCUGAACCCAGUGCAAGUGAUAAUCCCCGCCGGGUCCAUCCUCGACCCGUCCGAGGACGCGGCCGUGGUCGGCGGCAACGUGCUGACGUCGCAAAGGAUCGUCGAUGUCGUUUUAAAGGCUUUCCAGGUGUGCGCCGCGUCUCAAGGUUGUAUGAACAACCUGACCCUGGGCGAAGACGACUGGGGAUACUACGAGACCGUGGCCGGAGGCAGUGGGGCGGGCCCGGGCUGGCGCGGCUGCGGCGGGGUGCACACGCACAUGACCAACACGCGCAUCACGGACGUGGAGAUCGUGGAGACGCGGUACCCGCUGCUCGUCAGCCAGUUCUCCCUGCGAGCCGGCUCGGGGGGGCGAGGUCAGUGGGACGGUGGGGACGGGGUGACGCGCGAGCUGUUGUUCAGGAGGACUGUUCAGCUCUCCGUGCUGACAGAGCGGAGAGCCUUCCAACCUUAUGGGAUGAACGGGGGCGAACCCGGCGAGCGAGGCCUGAAUCUCCUGCAGCGAGCUGACGGGAGGCUGAUCAACCUCGGCGCAAAGUCUUCCGUUGUAGCGUAUCCAGGGGAUAAAUACAUAAUGAAUUCUCCGGGCGGAGGCGGUUACGGGCGACCGUCGGACGCCGCGGACACAAACAAACAAACGGACAAGCAGUACAGUGAGUUUCUAGAGCGAGGCAGCGUGUACGAGUAUAGAAGUGCGCAGGAGUCCGUUUAGAGGUAAAUGUCAAGGUCGAAACGGCACAUGUUAACAGAUACGCAUAAUAUGUACGCAAAGUGCGUACAAUCCAGUAGAAACUUUUUGCGUCAGUUACAUAGAAGCGUUGCCUUUAUUGAAUUUUUUUAAUCAUUGUGACCAAAGGAGUUUUAUUUCAGUUACAAUAUUAAUAGAAUAUAUUCUCAAAUUUAACUUUUUUACCAUUAUUGUUAUUUUGUUGACCUAGAAUAUUAAGUUAAAUCGCGUUUAGUUAUAUUUCUAAACGCUAUCGAUAUAUGUACAUAAAGUGAUAUAGCAUUUGUUAGUACAUAUAUUAAUAUAUCUACAGUGCCCUCCCCCCCUUUUAUUAUGAUUAUUAGAUUGGUUGCAUUCAUUUAUAGAAAACUUUAUUCGCAAUUUUCUUUUAUAUAUCAACUUUACAUCUAACUUCUAACAUACUUAACAAUACUAAUAUUAUAUAUAGGUAACAUUUGUUUGUUUGUAUGUAAUGAGUAAUCUCCCGAACUUAUGAUCCAAUUGUAUUAUUUUUUCAAUGAUAGAAAGCUACGUAAUUCCUGAGUGCUAUAAGGUUAUAACUAUAUCAUAUCAUUUUCUUUAUUAAUAAACUGCACCCGUACGAAGACGGGGCAGGUCCCUAGUGUACUCACUAGCGAUCUGCCCAUAUAUACAAUAACAAAAAAAAAAAUCGUAAUACAAAAAAAAAAAAUGCAAAUAUCCUGUUCAAAUCUCAAAGCUAACUAAAAU
Vanessa atalanta (red admiral) is the source of this 4703-nucleotide messenger RNA. RefSeq names its product 5-oxoprolinase. Lineage: Eukaryota; Metazoa; Arthropoda; Insecta; Lepidoptera; Nymphalidae. Gene Ontology annotation, biological process: glutathione metabolic process. Gene Ontology annotation, cellular component: cytosol. Bases 81 to 3959 code for a protein of 1292 amino acids. The record is from RefSeq and is a predicted model, not a curated record. Gene Ontology annotation, molecular function: 5-oxoprolinase (ATP-hydrolyzing) activity. The transcript is spliced from 29 exons.